CCCGCCUCGGAUCCGGGGCUCAGGGCUGCUGUCUUAGAACGCGGCGACUAGGAGAUAGAGGGGAGCAAGGGGCACUUGCUACGAUCCUUUUAGCGGUCUCUCUCCCCCGGAGCUUGAAAUGCUUUACCUGAUCGGCUUGGGCCUGGGAGAUGCCAAAGACAUCACAGUCAAGGGACUGGAAGUUGUAAAGCGAUGCAAUCGAGUCUACCUGGAAGCCUACACCUCAGUCCUGACUGUAGGAAAGGAAGCCCUGGAAGAGUUUUAUGGAAGAAAACUGAUUCUUGCUGAUAGAGAAGAAGUGGAACAGAAUGCAGAUAAUAUUUUAAAAGAUGCAGACCUAAGUGAUGUUGCUUUCCUUGUGGUUGGUGAUCCCUUUGGCACUUUAUGCUUACUAGACAUCAGAGUAAAGGAGCAGUCUUUGGAAAAUCUAAUCAAGGGACGGAAGAUCUAUGAGCCUCCCAGCUAUAUGAGUGUGAACCAAGCAGCUCAACAGCUUCUGGAGAUUGUUCAAAAUCAAAGAGUUCGAGGAGAAGAACCAGCCAUCACCGAGGAGACACUUUGUGUGGGCCUAGCCAGAGUUGGAGCUGAGGACCAGAAAAUUGCAGCAGGCACGCUGCAGCAAAUGCGCACUGUGGACUUGGGAGGACCACUACAUUGCUUGAUCAUCACAGGAGGUAGCAUGCAUCCUCUGGAGACCGAGAUGCUAAAUCUCUUCUCCAUCCCAGAGGAUGCCUCAGAAUGUCACCACAGUGAUGCCCUCUGAAUGUGGACGUUAUCUGUUGUUAUUUUCUUUCAUAUCUGUAUGUACAUAUAUUUGUAUAAUCGGACAAGUCUCUUUUUGCCUUAUAAGUAUAAAACAGAGCCAGGAAGAAAGACAUUGACUCAACAGUGCGUGGCUUCCUGGGACCAUGAGUUUCUCUGUGCCACGACAUGCCGUCAUCAGCUCUUGGCUGCUCUGUUGGCAGCAACUUUCCGGGACGGCCACAUGGCGCAGGCCGAGCCAGAGCACGCCCCAGACAGAGUCACUUUAAAAGCAACUUUCAUUUGUAAAAUCCGUUUUUACAAAGUGUCACAGACCAUAACUUUGAGAGAUAACUGGAAUGUGAAUCGCUUUGAAUUAAGCAAAAGUGCCAGAGUAAAAAAGGAAAAAGAAAAGCAAAUAAAAAGAUUGUUAACCAUU
Echinops telfairi (small Madagascar hedgehog) is the source of this 1180-nucleotide messenger RNA. It is a transcript of the gene DPH5, whose product is annotated as diphthamide biosynthesis 5. The record is from RefSeq and is a predicted model, not a curated record. The transcript is spliced from 7 exons. Lineage: Eukaryota; Metazoa; Chordata; Mammalia; Afrosoricida; Tenrecidae. Gene Ontology annotation, biological process: protein histidyl modification to diphthamide. Gene Ontology annotation, molecular function: diphthine synthase activity. Bases 119 to 763 code for a protein of 214 amino acids.